AUGUUCAAAAUUCCGAUUCGAACUUUUUCGGCCACUAGGACUACUAGAAGCCUUUUAGAACGAGAACUAUAUCAAGUGAGCCAUUUUGAAUAAAAUAACUAACAAUGGGAAAAUCAUUCUUUGCAGUUUUCAGGAGAACUCUGUAGUCCGGCUCAUUCUGAAUGACAAAAAAGUGAACACUCUGUCUCUGGCUCUGAUCAACGAACUCUACGCAGAACUGAAGGCAAUUGAUAAAAUUGAGAAGGUUAUGAACAAACCAUGGAAGCUUUUGUCAUCUUCUUUUAUUCUAGGUCAGAUCAGUCGUUCUCGCUCACAAUGGAAAGUCGUUCUCUGCAGGCCACGAACUGAAAGAACUGGUACGAGAAUUAUAGAGAGACUAUUCAAACGCAGUGGUAUUAUAGAAAGCUGAGAAUGGAAGCGAGAAACACAGCGAGAUCUUCAAUACGUGCGGAGACAUGAUGAACUUCAUCCGUAACAUGAAAGUACCGGUUAUCGCUGAAGUGAACGGAACAGCCGCCGCUGCUGGCCUCCAACUCGUUUCUUCAUGUGAUAUCGUCGUUGCCGGAAGGUCGUCCAAAUUCCUGGUUCCAGGGUGAGUUACAUCGCAUUUACGGGCAAGUGAGCACGAUUUGUUGCAGGCAGAAAAUCGGAUUGUUCUGCUCCACACCCGGAAUCGCCCUCGUUCGUGCCGUACCAAAAAAAGUAGCCUUGGAUAUGCUUCUGACUGCUCAGCCUAUCGAUUCCGAAGCAGCUCUGCGUUCUGGACUAGUUUCUCGAGUUGUUGAAGACGAUCAGGUGAAGUUUGAAGCUCUGAAGGUUGCGGAGCAAAUCGGACACUUCAGCCGAUCGGUGACGGCUCUUGGAAAAGCAUUCUUCUACACACAAGCUGAAUUGAGCACUUCUGAGGCUUACAGGUAUCUGAAAUUCUCAUGAUAUCCGUUUAUUAAUCCUGUAUCUCCAGAUAUGGCUCCCGUGUAAUGGUUGGAAAUCUGAAGUUGAAGGAUUGUCAGGAAGGAAUUUCUGCUUUCAUUGAGAAACGUCCUGCCGAUUUCGAGCACUCGAACGAAAUUGUCGAGGAAUUGAAAAAGAACUGA
This is a messenger RNA of Caenorhabditis sp. 36 PRJEB53466, 1094 nucleotides long. The record is from the annotation of a GenBank genome assembly. NCBI's taxonomy places the organism in Eukaryota, Metazoa, Nematoda, Chromadorea, Rhabditida, Rhabditidae.